CAUUCUCUGAUUCAACGAUCAAUUGCUGGAUUCGAGAUGAUAAUUCGAUUGCAAUUCCCCCACAAACCCCCUCUCCUUUACUCCUCGCAGCCUUCUUCACCAAAACCCAUCAAACACCCUAUUCCUUCCCCAAGAAAACGCUCCGAAAUUCUACUGGACGGCUUCACCCCUCUCAGAACCCGCACCCGCUCUACUCCUCUCCCCACACACCCAGCCUCCGCCUUCGAUUCCGGUCUCCUUUUCCGCGAGAAGCUUCUCUACCUCGAAGCCCUCAACGUUGACUCCUCCAAAGCCCUCGAGAAGAACCCAGAUCUUCGCUCCGCUCCUGUCGACUCCCUCAAGUCCGUCGAGCAAUGUCUCUACUCAAUGGGUAUCGAACGCUCUAACUUCCGCCGCAUCUUCGGAAUGCAUCCUCAGCUCCUCACCUGCGACCCCCACACCCAUCUCUAUCCUGUCUUCGAUUUCCUCCUCAAUGAUGUCGGAAUCCCAUUUCACGAUAUCCGCACAUCCAUCGCUCGAUGCCCCAGACUCUUGGUUUCCAACGUUCAUGAUCACUUGAAGCCUGCCCUGUAUUUCCUACGCAGGCUUGGAUUCGUGGGUUCUCACGCAAUCACUUGCCAGACGACCCUCCUCUUGGUUUCCAGCGUGGAGUGCACCCUUGUGCCUAAACUCGAGUAUCUGCAGAGCUUGGGAUUUUCGUACGAGGAGACGUGUAAGAUGGUUUUGAGGUCGCCUGGGUUAUUAACGUUUAGUAUUUCCAAUAAUUUUCAGCCCAAGGUGGACUACUUCUUGAAUGAGAUGAAUGGAGAUUUGGCGGAGCUCAAGAGGUUUCCCCAGUAUUUCUCUUUUAGCCUGGAUGGGAAGAUAAAGCCUCGGCAUCGGCUUUUGGUCGAGCAUGGGCUCUUACUUUCUUUGUCGGAGAUGCUGAAAGUUAGCGAUGGUGAAUUUAGGGAGCGUUUGAUCGAAAUGCGGCUGCGUUCUCUGGAAGAGAGAGCGUCUUUGUAAGUUAUGUGCUUCUUUGUCUUUAUUGUACAUCAAAUCAACAGGAAAUCUACAACUAAAGAAAAAACUAGAAAUUUGCUGGGGGAAUUUGUUGUCUGAUAUUAUUCCAUGAAUGUAUAAUUUUUAUACCCCCAAUAACCAAGAAUAUAAUCACAAUUGGCAAUGGGAUUUGUAUAUUGUAGACAAGCUUUUACUUCUA
This is a messenger RNA of Telopea speciosissima, 1201 nucleotides long. Its product is annotated as transcription termination factor MTEF1, chloroplastic. Gene Ontology annotation, molecular function: double-stranded DNA binding. The transcript has a single exon. The record is from RefSeq and is a predicted model, not a curated record. Bases 37 to 1005 code for a protein of 322 amino acids. Gene Ontology annotation, biological process: regulation of DNA-templated transcription. Lineage: Eukaryota; Viridiplantae; Streptophyta; Magnoliopsida; Proteales; Proteaceae.